AUGCAAUUACUUGUUUUUAUUUUUGUUUUUUAUCAUCACCUUUUCUCUCUCUUCAUUUCUCCUUCAUUUCUCUCUUUCUCUUCUCUCCCUCUCUGUCUUCUCUCUUUUCUCUAUCUCCUCUCCCCUCUCUUUUCUUUCUCUUCUCUCCUCUAUCUCCUCUCCCCUCUCUUUUCUUUCUCUUCUCUCCUCUAUCUCCUCUCCCCUCUCUUUUCUUUCUCUUCUCUCCUCUAUCUCCUCUCCCCUCUCUUUUCUUUCUCUUCUCUCCUCUAUCUCCUCUCCCCUCUCUUCUCUUUCUCUCCCCUCUUCUCUUUCUCUCCCCUCUUCUCUUUCUCUCCCCUCUUCUCUUUCUCUCCCCUCUUCUCUUUCUCUCCCCUCUUCUCUUUCUCUCCCCUCUUCUCUUUCUCUCACCUCUUCUCUUUCUCUCCCCUCUUCUCUUUUUCUCUUUUCUCUCUCUUUGCUCCUCUUCUCUCUCUCAUUCUCCUCAGUGUUCAUUCUUUGUCAUCAAUUAUGCUUGCUUUUUUUCAUUUCCUGCCUUUCUUCCCUUCUCUUGUUUCUUGUCAACAAUUCCUCCCUUUUCUCUUCACUUCCUCCUCCUCCUCUUCAUCUUUCUUCUGUAGUCCUUUUCUUUCUUUCAUUAUUUCAUUUUUCUCUUUUUUUCUGUUUUCCUUUUUCUUCUUUACAUGUUUUUUUCUUUACAUGUUUUUUUUCUUUACAUGUUUUUUUUUCUUUACAUGUCUUUUUUUCCUUUACGUCUUUUUUUCCUUUACGUCUUUUUUUCCUUUACGUCUUUUUUUCCUUUACGUCUUUUUUUCCUUUACGUCUUUUUUUCCUUUACGUCUUUUUUUCCUUUACGUCUUUUUUUCCUUUACGUCUUUUUGA
Messenger RNA from Acanthosepion pharaonis, 879 nucleotides. The record is from the annotation of a GenBank genome assembly. NCBI's taxonomy places the organism in Eukaryota, Metazoa, Mollusca, Cephalopoda, Sepiida, Sepiidae.